UUAAUAGUUAACGCCGUUUCGGCUAUUCUAGAAUGUCCUUCUUUCCAAUGUACACACACUACGCCGCUUGAAGUAGCCUAGCUACAUCCUGAAGAAGGCCUUAAUUUCAAAUAAUAAAGUGACGUAGGCCUCCGGCGGAUUGUAGACCAGUGUCAGGAAGAUUUUUGUGGUUACAGCCGCUCGAUCUUACAAGUUUUUAACAUGUCAGACGGAGAAAGGGACAACCUGACCCUUUCUGGGGAUAGCAGAUCGUACGGUUCCGUAGCUGAAAGCCAGCAAAAUGGUAGAAAUCACCAUCGACCAUUAUCUCAUCAACGCUCGCUUUCUGUACGCGGAUCUACCAUAUCCUUCCACAACAUUAACUAUGCUGUGCCAGUCAAAGUGGAUGGACAACGGCAGCAGAAAGAAAUCCUUACAAACAUAAGUGGCGUGUUUCCAAAUGGAAUGAAUGCCAUUCUUGGACCUACCGGUAGUGGAAAGACUUCAUUGCUGGACGUGCUAGCAGCACGUAAGGACCCGAAGGGUUUGACGGGAUAUGUUCUCAUAGAUGGUGCCACUAGACCUAAUGAUUUUCGCCUCGUGUCUGGAUAUGUUGUACAGGAUGACGUUGUUAUGGGAACUUUAACAGUCCGAGAAAACUUUGCUUUCUCUGCUUCACUUCGACUUUCCAAACGAGUCACAAAAGAAGAAAGAGCGCAAAGAGUCGAUGACAUUGUUGCGGAACUAGGGCUAACUAAAUGUGCUGAUACGAAGGUUGGAACUGAAUUUAUUCGAGGUGUUUCUGGUGGCGAGAGGAAACGUACGAAUAUUGGAAUGGAGUUGAUAACCAAGCCUGGGGUUCUGUUUUUGGACGAGCCGACGACGGGACUGGAUGCUAGUACAGCUAAUUCUGUAAUGAUUCUUCUCUCAAGAUUAUCAAGAAGAGGUCGAACUGUUAUAUUUUCUAUUCACCAGCCGCGAUACUCAAUUUACCGAUUAUUUGAUAAACUACAUCUUCUUGACACCGGCGAAACAGUUUUUCAUGGACCUGCUAAGGAAGCGCUGGAAUAUUUUAAAAGCAUAGGUUAUGAAUGCGAGUCGCACAACAAUCCUCCUGAUUUUUUCCUGGAUGUAAUUAAUGGUGAUAGCGCCGCAUUAAAUACUGAUCCAGACCAAAAUGGCCAAGAUGACACAGAAAACAAUGCCCUUGUUAGGGAAGACGGUACCUCCUUGGCUGAUAUGUUUAGGGAGUCUACAUAUCAACGCAAUUUGGACGAAGAACUUGGCACAAUAUGGCAAAACUUUAAAGGCACAGAGGAAGUUUUGGCAAAAAGACUUCAAUACCAAACCUCAUUCAUGACACAGCUCGCUGUCGUAUCUAAACGAUCAGUCUUGAACGUAAUACGGAAUCCGGCAGCAUCAACGAUUCAGUUGUUUACAAUGGUAAUAUUUGGUCUAAUCGUUGGUGGCAUCUACUUCCAGCUAGAUAAUUCUUCAUCAGCAGGAAUUCAAAAUAGAGUGGGUGCUUUUUUCUUCCUUAUAAUGAAUAUGAUCUUUGGAAAUCUUGGAGCCGUUGAAGUCUUCAUCCGCGAAAGAGUCAUUUUCCGUCACGAAUCUGCAAGUGGCUUUUAUCGAGUAUCAUGCUACUUUUUUGCAAAAGUGUUCUGCGAUCUGAUUCCUAUGCGAGUUCUUCCAACGCUUGUUUUUUCCUCCAUUACUUACUGGAUGAUAGGAUUCGCCCCGGAAGCUGAGAACUUCUUUAUAUUUGUUUUGGAUCUUGUGAUGACGACGUUUACAGCAUGUUGCCUGGCAUUCUGUAUCGGAGCCAGAAUAAACAUCGUUGGAAUCGCAACUCUACUCAUAUCCAUGGCUUAUGUCUUUAUGAUGGUAUUUGGCGGUUUCCUUGUAAACAUCAGUUCAUUGCCGUCCUGGCUACAGUGGUUGCAGUACACUAGCAUUUUUAGAUACAGCUUAAACACACUACUUAUCAACGAGUUUACAGAGAUGACUUUUUGUCCAGCCAAUGUAACACUAACAAAUCCUUGUUUUCCUGGAACAGUUUACCUCAUGGAACAGGGGAUUGAUUAUAGUUCUUGGGGACUCUGGCAAAACCAGAUGGCAUUGUUCAUAAUGUCGAUGGGCUUCUUGGUGCUAGCUUAUAUACAAAUGAGGACGAUUCCGAAGUUUAAGUAAUUACAUUAAAAAAUCUUUUAUCAAUAAUAAGUGAAGCAAUCGAUCUUAAUUUUAUGAGAAGCAAUAAGUGCAGUUUACUUCAAUGCAUGUAUUAGCAGACUAGCCUUGGGCAGGCAAGUAGUUAGACAGUUUUGCUAGCACUGACUGUAAAAACAGCAUAGAGGAUUUAAACGCAAUGUUCCACGAUUUUUUCCCGCUUUUUUGUUUAGAACAGGCUUAAGGUUUCUGACGCGUUAGGUAUUUCACAUCAUGGUGUCAAAACCUAUGCACAUUUAAUACUAAACACGUCAAAAUCCUAAUCACCUUAGGCUAUGCCUAAACCCGUUUAGCUUUUAAACGUAUCACCAAAAUCGAAACAAAAUUGCGUGUGAAGCAUUGCGUUUAAGUCCUCCAUGCUGUGUUUAUAGUGUUGACAUGUAGAAUAUCUCACUCGUGUUUCCCAAAGCUCUCUCCACACUAUCAAGUUUUGUGAGAUAAAUAUCUCUUAUUUGCCCAUAUAUGGACAUGAUGAUGUCAUAUUACAACCAUAUAAGUGAAAAUGACAGUGAUUAAGCUCAACAAAGAUGUCCGACAGUUGUAUCCUACUACAAGGGCUAGGCUAAAUGAUUACACAAUUAUUGGCAAUUUGCCCUCCAAGAUGGCAAAUUAAACAUCUAAUGAAAUAAUGAGCUUUCGAAAGGUCCACUGAUUAAUCUCAGAUAAGAAAGUAUAAUACAUACUCCAAGUAUUGAAAUACACGCCAUCGUGUUGGGAUUCAAUAUUUCGACA
Anneissia japonica is the source of this 2940-nucleotide messenger RNA. RefSeq names its product broad substrate specificity ATP-binding cassette transporter ABCG2-like. The transcript is spliced from 17 exons. Gene Ontology annotation, molecular function: ABC-type transporter activity; ATP hydrolysis activity; ATP binding. Lineage: Eukaryota; Metazoa; Echinodermata; Crinoidea; Comatulida; Comatulidae. Gene Ontology annotation, cellular component: plasma membrane. The record is from RefSeq and is a predicted model, not a curated record. The coding region runs from base 202 to 2172 and encodes 656 amino acids.